AGAUCUGAGUACAUUGGCAAACGUUGUAACAACUCUUGCUACUAUGGGGAAAAACCCAGAACAGCAGCAGCAACAACAACAACAGCUGGACACUGACUCUACAAGCCACACUACUAAUGGCAACAGUGAGGCUGACUCUGCUGCCAAAGCUGUGGAUGACCUAGCUAAAGCUGUGUCUGCUAAUCAGCAAGAGCAGGAAGCAUUGGAUGAUUCCACUAUGAGUAUAGACACAGACUCAGAUCUUUUAAUUGAUUUUGAAGGCAACAUGCUUACUGAUCAGAACUUUAACUUUACUCUGACAACGCCGUCCCCCAUGCCAGCAUACCUGACUGUUCACUAUAUAUGUGAAACAGCCUCCAGGCUUCUCUUCCUCUCCAUGCACUGGGCGAGGGCCAUACAAGCCUUUCAGAUACUCAAUCAUGAUGUGCAGACCAACUUGGUGCGAACACGAUGGAGUGAGCUGUUCACCUUAGGCCUUGCACAGUGUGCUCAGUCCAUGUGUCUGCCUACUAUUCUGGCGGCCAUAGUGAAUCAUCUACAGACUAGUGUACAACAAGAGAAACUGAAUGCUGACCGCGUACGCCUGGUGUCAGAUCACAUCAUUAAGCUCCAGGAGUAUGUCCAGAGCCUGCAGUCACUAAAAGUGGAUGAAGUAGAAUAUGCUUAUCUAAAAACUAUGGCACUGUUCAGCCCAGAUCACCCUUGUACACCGAAAAAUCAGCUGGAAAAAUUUCAAGAAAAGGCUCAUAGAGAGCUCUUUGAACAUGAGCAGGAACAUUACCCAGAAUGCCCUGAUAGAUUUGCUAAGCUUCUUCUCCGAUUACCAGCCUUGCGCUCUCUCAGCCCCUCCAUAAUGGAAGAGCUCUUUUUUGUUGGGCUUAUCGGCAAUGUACAAAUAGACAGUAUAAUUCCAUAUAUUCUACGAAUGGAAACUUCGGAUUAUAACUUACAAAUGGGACUACAGCCACAAGUAAUUACAACUCAAGAACAGCAAGUUCUGUCAGAAUCACCAUUGCAGAGUGGGGUAGCUGUGUGAGGGUUGCAUAUAUAUACAUGUAUUUUCCUGUUUUAUCCAUACAAUAAUAUGGUCAUUGAGGCCAGAAAGUUACAGUGAGCCACGUGUCACAAAGGCUUAAAGAUCAUGCAUGCUUGGAUUCUACAGUCACACAUUAUUUGCAUUAUUUGUUCAAAUAGUGUUAUGUACUGCAUGCUUGAAUUCUACAGUUACGCAUUAUUUGCUUUAUUUGUUCAAAUAGUGUUAU
Molecule: messenger RNA, 1262 nt
Organism: Owenia fusiformis
Lineage: Eukaryota; Metazoa; Annelida; Polychaeta; Sabellida; Oweniidae
Source: the annotation of a GenBank genome assembly